AUGGAGGAACAAGUAAAGCAGAUGAAGGCUAUGCUCCCAGAAAUGAAAAAAGAAAUGGGCGCAAGAAUGGAAAAAAUGGACGCAAGAAUGGAAAGAAUGGGCUUAAGCGUGGAAGAAAUGAACCAAAAAAUGAAUGCAACAAUAGAAGAGAUGAACGAAAAAAUGGACGCAAGAGUGGAAAAGAUGAACGAAAACAUAGCCAAGCAAAAACAUGAGAUAUUUACCAGCCUAAGUGAAAAGUUCCAAAAGGAGGUGGAAGCAAACAAGAAUGAAAUAGAAGAAAGCAGAGAAGAAAUGAAGGACGUAAAAACAAAUCUGGAAAAUAUAGAAAAUAUUGUCGUGGCGAUGCUGUAUUUUUUUCUAGCUCUAACUGGUGACAAAUAUAAUAGGGAGACCAAAUGUUAG
Messenger RNA from Zophobas morio, 405 nucleotides. RefSeq lists its product as uncharacterized. The transcript has a single exon. The coding region runs from base 1 to 405 and encodes 134 amino acids. The record is from RefSeq and is a predicted model, not a curated record. Lineage: Eukaryota; Metazoa; Arthropoda; Insecta; Coleoptera; Tenebrionidae.